UACUUCUCAAGAGUUUAAUUGGAAUCAUUACUUACAAAUCAGUAAAGCUCAAGCAGCACCAAAACAUUUGUUUGCUUGUAAAAAUUUACAGACUGUGACACCACAUGGAUUCAGAGUGGGAAUGAAAUUGGAAGCUGUUGAUAGAAAAGAUACAUCUCUUGUAUGUGUUGCUUCAGUAACAGAUGUCAUGGAUAACAGAUUUCUUAUUCAUUUUGAUGGAUGGGAUGAUAUAUAUGAUUACUGGGCUGAUCCAACAUCUCCAUACAUCCAUCCUGUAAACUGGUGCAAAGAAACAGGAAAUGUACUUAUUCCACCCAAUAAUUACAGAGAUCCUGACAGAUUUACAUGGGAAAAAUAUUUAUCAGAAACAAAAGCUCAAGUUGUUCCCAAUCGAGCCUUUAAACGACGCCCACCACAUGGUUUUAAAAAAGAUAUGAAACUAGAAGUGGUAGAUAAAAGAAAUCCCAUGUUAAUUCGUGUUGCUACUAUUGCUGAUACUCAAUCUCAUGCUAUUAAAAUUCAUUUUGAUGGUUGGUCAGAUGCUUAUGAUUAUUGGUUAGAUGAUGAUUCACCAGAUAUUCACCCAGUUUCUUGGUGUACUAGAACUGGUCAUCCUCUUCAGCCUCCUAUAAGUGAAAUGACAAUAACUAAUUCUAGUGGAUGCCCAACAACUGGUUGUCAAGGUAUUGGACAUAUAAAAGGUCCUAAAUAUACCAGUCAUCACAGGGAAUGGACUCUAGCAGACGAAAAACCCUUAAUCAGCACCAAUUAUUCAAUCACUUUACACUCUGACCAGAAGGUGUGAAGACUAACCAGUUGUGGGAUGCAAUUUUAUAUAUUAUUCCAAUGUUGUUAUGAAAUUAUACAGUUGGAAAGUAUUUAGAUAGAUGUUGAGGUUUUACAUAACUCAAUCCAAAAACUCGAUAACUGAAACAAAAGAAAAAAAACAAUUUCAUUUGGAUGUCCUUACUCACAACUUAAUAUGAACAAAGAAACGGCACUUCAAGAUAGGCUUGGUCCAUCAAAGGCAUCAGUAAUAGAUAUUGCAAAGAGA
Molecule: messenger RNA, 1054 nt
Organism: Centruroides sculpturatus (bark scorpion)
Lineage: Eukaryota; Metazoa; Arthropoda; Arachnida; Scorpiones; Buthidae
Product: lethal(3)malignant brain tumor-like protein 1
Exons: 6
Coding region: 122-805 (227 amino acids)
Biological process (GO): regulation of DNA-templated transcription
Cellular component (GO): nucleus
Molecular function (GO): zinc ion binding
Source: RefSeq, a predicted model, not a curated record